AUGGUCAAAAUUUCUGUUGGUGUGAAGCUAAGGCCGAUAGUGAUCGAACAAAGGGAUACGCCGGUAUACCAACAUGUCAUGGUCGUCGAUGAGCCUGAUGAUGGUCGCCCUUGGUACUAUGACAUUUGGAGAUUUUAUGGAAUCGACGUCAUUGGAGGGAUUGUGCCGGCGGCAUCUAACAGUCACAAAUUCAUUUUGGUGGCCAUUGAUUACUUCACAAAAUGGGUAGAAGCUGCUUCUUAUGCCACUUUAACCGCAGUACAAGUUGCUCACUUCAUCAAGAAAAAUGUCAUUUACCGGUAUGGAGUCCCUCAGGCGUUCGUGUCCGACAAUGGGGUUCAUUUCAAAGGACGAGCCAGGGAAGUCUUGGACGAGUUCCAGAUCCAAAAGCAACCCCCUUACUCUUUGGUCUACGAUAUGGAGGCUGUACUUCCCAUUGAGUUAGAAGUUCCAAAUCUUCGGACUAUGAUUGAGUGUGAGGUCCAGGAUGAAGAAUGCUUAAGCAAUCGAUUUGAAGAGCUCAUGUUGUUCGAUGAACGCCGGUUGAGGGCUGUCUAUCAUAUUCAAGGGUAUCAGAGGAGAAUUGCGCGCGCGUUCAAUAAAAAGGUGAAGCGUAGGGACUUGUCAGAAGGCGAUAUGGUUCUAAAGGAAAUCCGGGCACCAAUUUAUGAUCCACGUGGAAAGUUCCGGCCAAAGUGGUCCGGCCAUACAUCAUCAAGAUCAUCCUAUCUGAAGGAGCUACACAGCUCAUUGACUUGGACGGAAACAAAUUUUCAACUCUAG
Rhododendron vialii is the source of this 783-nucleotide messenger RNA. RefSeq lists its product as uncharacterized. Lineage: Eukaryota; Viridiplantae; Streptophyta; Magnoliopsida; Ericales; Ericaceae. The record is from RefSeq and is a predicted model, not a curated record. The transcript is spliced from 3 exons. The coding region runs from base 1 to 783 and encodes 260 amino acids. Gene Ontology annotation, biological process: DNA integration. Gene Ontology annotation, molecular function: nucleic acid binding.